This is a messenger RNA of Corythoichthys intestinalis (scribbled pipefish), 4261 nucleotides long. It is a transcript of the gene akt2, whose product is annotated as v-akt murine thymoma viral oncogene homolog 2. The record is from RefSeq and is a predicted model, not a curated record. NCBI's taxonomy places the organism in Eukaryota, Metazoa, Chordata, Actinopteri, Syngnathiformes, Syngnathidae. The transcript has 14 exons. Gene Ontology annotation, cellular component: cytoplasm; nucleus. Gene Ontology annotation, biological process: protein phosphorylation. Gene Ontology annotation, molecular function: protein serine/threonine kinase activity; ATP binding. Bases 548 to 1999 code for a protein of 483 amino acids.
CUUCGUACGUCACUUCCGACUGAAGUGCCUGCGGGGCGCCUGCCUGUGCUGCUUGCCUGGUUGGGAGGGGACAGUCACGGAGCGGAGGGCUUUCGCUAGAGGAGCAGUAAACCCACUCACCUCACCAAAGCAUCGGAGACUCGGUUUAAUAUGUCCACGAGUUGAACAUUAUUGAUUGCCGUUUGUCUACGCUCUCUUACCCACUGAAUAGCGGCCCUGAGGACUUGUUCUCUCUCCCACUGGCCCGCUUCGGUGACAAACCGAGCACGCCGCCGCUGUUAUUGUGAGAAAGAAAACAAGCUAGUCGGCUAAGCUUGUGUGAUCAUUGACAGAGUUCAAUACACACAAGCGGAGAGUGAUAAACGGCAGAGGGAGCCUUGUACGGCCCUACUCGUGAAACUCUUCGAGGAGUGGGACUAUUUCACAGCGAAGGCCCUUGGGACAAGUGUGGUAUCUGAGUUGCUGUCACUCUCUCGAGCAGUUAGUUUGAAUAGUUUUCACCAGCGGCCUGCCACCCCCUCCCAACCCCACAGUUUUCUGCCCCAGCAUGAAUGAAGUCAGCGUUGUGAGAGAGGGAUGGCUCCACAAGAGAGGUGAAUACAUUAAAACUUGGAGGCCUCGUUAUUUCAUCUUAAAGAGUGACGGCUCCUUCAUCGGCUACAAAGAGAAGCCUGAAGUGUCCAGUGAUCACAGCCUGCCACCUCUCAACAACUUCUCCGUCGCAGAGUGCCAGCUAAUGAAGACAGAGAGGCCCAGGCCCAAUACAUUUGUAAUCCGCUGCCUCCAGUGGACCUCAGUGAUUGAGCGCACCUUUCAUGUCGACAGCAAUGAGGAGAGGGAAGAAUGGAUGCGUUCCAUCCAGGCGGUGGCAAACAGCCUGAAGAGUCAGCAGCAAGAUGAGGAGCCCAUGGAGAUCAAAUUUGGCUCGCCAAGCGACAGCAGCGGAGCAGAGGAGAUGGAGAUCGCCAUAUCCAAAUCUCGCUCAAAAGUGCAGACCAUGAGUGAUUUCGACUACCUGAAGUUACUGGGCAAAGGCACCUUUGGUAAAGUGAUCCUGGUGAAAGAGAAGGCUACGGGAAUGUACUACGCCAUGAAAAUCCUCCGCAAAGAAGUCAUCAUUGCAAAAGACGAGGUGGCGCACACAGUGACUGAGAGCAGAGUACUCCAAAAUACGCGGCAUCCCUUUCUCACAACACUAAAGUAUGCUUUUCAAACAAAUGAUCGUCUAUGCUUUGUGAUGGAGUAUGCAAAUGGCGGAGAACUUUUCUUUCACUUAUCUCGCGACCGAGUGUUCACAGAAGACAGGGCCCGAUUCUACGGUGCAGAAAUUGUAUCAGCACUGGAGUACCUACACUCAUGCAAUGUUGUUUACAGGGAUUUAAAGCUGGAAAAUCUAAUGUUGGACAAGGAUGGCCACAUAAAGAUAACAGACUUUGGCCUGUGCAAAGAAGGCAUCACAGAUGGUGCUACCAUGAAAACCUUCUGUGGGACUCCUGAAUAUCUGGCACCUGAGGUACUAGAGGACAACGACUACGGUCGUGCUGUGGACUGGUGGGGACUGGGUGUGGUCAUGUACGAGAUGAUGUGUGGCCGUUUGCCCUUCUACAACCAGGACCAUGAGCGACUCUUUGAGCUCAUUCUUAUGGAGGAAAUCCGCUUCCCUAAGAACCUGGCUCCUGAAGCCAAGGCGCUGCUGGCCGGCCUGCUCAAGAAGGAUCCUAAGCAGAGGCUCGGAGGCGGACCUGACGAUGCCAAAGAAGUGAUGACCCACAAGUUCUUUACCUCCAUGAAUUGGCAAGAUGUCCUGGAGAAGAAGCUUGUCCCACCGUUCAAGCCCCAGGUAACUUCAGAAACGGAUACGAGAUAUUUCGACGACGAGUUCACAGCACAAACUAUCACCAUAACCCCACCAGAUAAGUAUGACAGUUUAGACGCAGAGGACUCAGAUCAGCGUACACACUUCCCUCAGUUCUCUUACUCUGCCAGCAUACGAGAAUAGUGGCUCAGACUUUUGACCAAACAGGCAGGCUAACACACAACCCAAAUCUCACGUACGCACUUGCACUGCUGAGGACAAAUCAAAAGACACACACAAAUAAACUGGCACAAGACACAUUCUCAUCCAGCCUUUGACCCCCUCUCCUUUGCUCACCCUGCAAACACAUAGACCAGCAGAAAAUAAUGUACACGAUUAACACGCGGGCUGUGAGUCUUCAAGUUUGCGAGUGAUGGACCUCAGCGGGUUUUACGUGGACGGACGGGCAGCUUAGUCUCCGUACAUCCUCUCAGGGGGGCUAUUGCUGCUCUACACUGAGCACACUUUAAAACCAGGUUAUGCCAGCAAGUACCAGCUCGUUACCAGCCGUAGACACAAAAACAUGACGCAUAGACUGCAUCUUAUAUAGAAACCUUGUUGAUACAUUUUUUAAAAUCAAAAAUUAGACGUCUUGAUGAGAUAUUGGGUGAUAAUUGACCAAUUGAGCUUCAUCAAUUGUUACGGUUUUAAAUAUAAAGCCAUAUUUCAGCUUUUUUUUUUUUUUUAAAUAAGUGCUCUUUCUGGAACUUGCUGUUACAAAUCAAUUGUGUGUGUGCGCGUGCCUGCAAUGGAGAGAGUGGGGGAAGGGCAAGUUUGCCAUUUCUGUGUAUGCACUGCAUAUGUGUUGACGUCCGAAUGAAUGUGCUAGAGAACUUUCGAACAAUUUUGUUUUGCAACCAUCCAUUUUGUUUGUUUUUCAUGGAUGCUGAACAUGGGCAAGCAUGAACACUACACAGUGAUGACCUAAAGGGAACAAGUGUGUUAUUUAUAUUUGAAAAAAAAAAAAAUUGUAGUGCGCGACUUGGCGCUAAAUUUGCUGUUUGGCUUCUUGUGCAUGGCUUUUUAAAUCUUUUUUUUAAAAGCAAAUGUCAAACACUUGUAUGUUCUGCGUAGUUGCAUUUCACAAACACAGUCACAUGAACAAGACAAGUUUAAGGUCACUUGCCCGACGUGUCAGAGACAACUUGACCUCAGCCAUUUACCACCAUCAGUCCAUUCAUCUUCACUGCCAGGCUUCAUUCAGAUUAGCUACCCAUCUUUCCGUUUGUAAUUCCAUAUUUCAUUUGUUAGAAAAGUAGUCUUUUGAAUGUCCCCUUGUUCAAGAACAAAAAGUGUUAAGUCUUUAUAAUAUAUCCAAAAGACAACUUAUUGACUGACUAGGUGGAUGUUUAACACUUCAAAUGAUUCCACGUUGGAUGUUGGUCUUGUGUUUCCUGGGAAAUUAUCUCCUAAGCACUUAAAUCUAUAGUGCCGUGGAAAACUCUACUGUAUGUCACUUAUUUUAAUUUAUUUUUUUUUGCAUAGUUUCACCACUUUAUCAAUUUGUUGAGCACAAUCAAAUGAAAAUUGAAGCGCAAAGCAUUGAUUAAUAUCUUUUUAAUAAUUCUGUGAGAAUGAGUGGGCCAGAAUAACAGAGAUGCUAACCAGCUAUUACAUUUAGGAGACAAUUACUUUUUCUCACUAAAGUGGUAAAAUGCAGGGGUAGAAAAAAAGGAGAAGGGCUUGAAUAUUUUAACAUGGCACUGUAAACCUGCCUGAAGCACUCGGUUUCAAAACAAUGAGACACACACGAGCAUCUCAAGCAAUCUUAAACUGAAACAGAGGGGUAUAUAUUAAUCAAUAAACCCUUUUUACACCGCCAUAUUCAAGCCCUUCUCCCAUGUCUCUGUGCUUUAUUAACAUCACCAGCAUGGAAUGGGGUAGCAGGGCAAGUAUACCCAGCAAUUUUUCUGCCUUUGGACAUAGUAUCAGAGCCAUGACAGGAAUGCCAAUUCAUGUGUGAGUUCCUUGUGUAAGAACAUUCUGCAGUGGAAGUGAAAGCAAUUACUGCUGUCUGAAACUUUUUAUUAAACAUACCGAACACUGGCGCUUUUGCAGGCAAUGUCCUGCUUCGCUGAGUUUUGUGUAAAAGGUAAAUGCAGAUAAAUGUAUCUUGUUUGGGUUCUAAUGAAGCAAUAUAGAGGUAUUCCUUUAAAAUGGUCUCAUUUCGGCUGAUGUAUAGAUCGUCUAGUUCAAUCAAGUUCUGGACGGAUUUUUAUGAAAUCGUGCUUGUAUUUUAUUAUUGCUGGAGAAUAUGCUGGCUAAAAUUUGAAUCAAUUUUUUUUUCUGUUUUUGUCAUUCUUUGUGUGUCCCCCUUUUUUGUCCAUAUAUUUCUAAAUACAAUUUGGAAAAUUUCCUGUUUAACUAUACAUUCUAUAAAAUAUAUAUUAAAAUGUUUUAAACUGC